AACUAAUUCAACUAUUCAAACCGCCAAUAUACUAUUCAAACCGUUAUUAAAUUCGAGUUUCAUCUCUCCGACUUUCUUAUUAAAUGAAUCAGCCAAAAUUAAGCUUAAUUGACCUUCUGAUGAAAUGACUUGUAUCAUCUCUUCAAGUUGAAUUGACGUGAUGUCUGAGAUCAUGCGAUCAAGUUGGUCCUGAACCAGUGAACACCCUUAGCACCAGCAGCCACCAUUUAAACAUAUCAACGUUCAUGUCAAUAGUCAAUAGAUGAAUUAAUUUCCAAUACCCAUAUCUUUAAUUAAUCAAGAAAUAAUUAUAUCCACAAAAUAUUAACUGCAAACAAAAAAUCUAUAUUUUUAGCACACUGCUAUAACUUGAAAGAUGAUAUUUUGAUCAUCAGAGCAUGGAUGUGUCAGUUAGGUUACAAACAUAUGGCCCUACUCUUGCUAACAUCUUCAGCUCCACUUGCCUACUUAUAGCUUUAGCUGAUGAGUUCUCUUUCUCAGUAUGCCAAGCAAUUUCUAGACGAAGAUAAGUCUCUUUCUUCCAUUAUUUCUUCUUUGAUCUACAGCUCCUCCACGUUUGGUUGGUGGACAAGGAGACCUCUCUGGCUUAUAGCCUUCUUCAUAUUCAAGACCAAAUUAUUCUUGUCUGUCUACGAGAACUUCUGAUUGCUCUUUUUGCUGUUGGGUCCUUUUCGUUUUCCUUUUUGUAGCUUUGUGUGCUUCCUGUUGGGUUCUUUUCUUCCUUUUUCUAUGGUUAUGGCCACCUUAACAUCAGUUGCUAGCCUCACGCACGCAUUGUCCUUGGACAGCAGCAGGAGAAAUCUCCGUGAUGUUUCCUUCUCUUCUUUCUUAAACAACUCGGAGGAAAUCGUCGUUCGGAAACUUGCAGAGUCUAAUCAAAAUGUUAGUUCUCAGGAAGAUGAAGAAAUCGGUGUAUUUGGUGCUGAGAAAUACUUCAAUGGAGGGAUAGAUGAGGACAGUCCAAGAAUUUCUAGAACUGUAAUCCCAAGAAAAUACCACCUGCCACCAAAGAAAGAUGCACAAUUAAAUGAUCAUAUGGUCCCUAUAAAACCCAGUGUUCAUCCUGCAACUCCCAGUGUUCAUUCUGAAUCCAGUUCGAACAGCCAGAGCGCGUUGCUGCGAAGCGUUCACAGAAGAACUUUACAAACAAAGACAAACAAGGUUCGUGGAAAGAUUGGCAAGAAUAUUUUUGCUGCCCUUGGCUGCAAAUGCUCUUGUUCUGAUAAGGAUUCUAUUGAUGUUGACGAUGAACAUGUCGGUGAGAUCAGUUUCAAGAAAAGUACUAAUGCUGCUAUGCUUCAAGGCAAGGCCAUUACAGAAGAAGAAUGUAUAAAGGCUGGUCUUGAUCUUGAUCAUAAACCACGCUCAAGAUCACAGCUCGAGGGCUUGGAGAAGUUGGGAACUGGAAUGAACAAAGAGAACUCUUUUAGAUACCCAACUUCAAAUUCUGAGGCAGGAAAUCUACCCAAAAAAUUGCAGCUUCAACAAGAAUCUAUAAAGCCGAGGAAAUCACUAGAAGUCUUUGGAUCCCCAGUACAUGGCAGGAGAAGCCAGUCCUUCAGAAUUGAGAGGAGGCUAUCCAUGUUGUCUUGGGAUGCAGCAGCUCCAAGAAUGGAGGAAAUCGAUUAUUCUGCUACAUCUGGUGGAGUUUACAAUGAUAAUGAUAGCGAUGCAAGUUCAGACUUAUUCGAGAUUGAGAGCCUGACAGGAAAAGUAACCCCAUUUCUUACAAGACAAGGUUCAGAUGAUGUCACCUCUGGCUGUCUCACCCCGACAACUUGCUAUGCACCGAGCGAAGCCAGCAUAGAGUGGAGUGUGGUCACUGCCAGUGCUGCUGAUUUCUCUGUAAUGUCCGAUCUUGAAGAGCUAAAGCCACCCACGACAGCAUCAUCAAGUCCGAUCAAAGCCUUUCUUAAUUCUGCAAAUGCAAAAUCUGGAAUUGGCAAAGACUCCCCAAGGCGCCGCCGUUCCAGCAUCUUGUUGGGAUGUAAUAGUCACCAAGCUGUAAGUGUUGCAGGAGACGCUUACAAAACAAAUGAUAAUGCAAGUUUUGAUUCACGAACACGUCGUACCUCGGGUUUCUACGAGCCAGUUACAAGGUUUCAGGCUGAGACAAAGCCGAUGGGAUUCCAUCCCAGACAAAGGCAACAUGUCCUUAGCACCCAUUUACAGAGUUUCCAUUCUUCCUACACUCAAUAAUCUCAAUAUUUCGUAACUUCAAUAUUAUACGAGGCAAUAAAGUUCCCUCUUUC
Manihot esculenta (cassava) is the source of this 2273-nucleotide messenger RNA. RefSeq names its product protein PHYTOCHROME KINASE SUBSTRATE 1. Bases 751 to 2220 code for a protein of 489 amino acids. Lineage: Eukaryota; Viridiplantae; Streptophyta; Magnoliopsida; Malpighiales; Euphorbiaceae. The transcript has a single exon. The record is from RefSeq and is a predicted model, not a curated record. Gene Ontology annotation, biological process: phototropism.